AUGAAACACACGCACACGCACAGUCCAACCACAAUCAGCCCCUCUGGUACAGCGCUGCUGUCCGCGCCCGCAGGCGGCCCCUGGUCGGUGGAGGACAUCCUGGCGGACGGGGAGGAGCAGGACCGCGUCCCGCUGCAGAAACUGCAGCUUUUAGGGGAAUCAGAAGAACUGAGAGACUUGCUUCUGAACCCGCACCUCAGGCAGCUACUGCUGACAGUCGAUCAAGCAGAAGAUAAAAACUCCCUCAUGAAGAAGUACAUGCAGGAGCCAUUAUUUGUUGAGUUUGCAGACUGCUGUUUGAGAAUUGUUGAACCUCCAGAGAAGGAGAACAUUCUUCCUGAGUGA
This is a messenger RNA of Charadrius vociferus (killdeer), 345 nucleotides long. RefSeq names its product zinc finger, HIT-type containing 3 (gene ZNHIT3). The record is from RefSeq and is a predicted model, not a curated record. The transcript has 3 exons. Lineage: Eukaryota; Metazoa; Chordata; Aves; Charadriiformes; Charadriidae. Gene Ontology annotation, molecular function: protein binding. Bases 1 to 345 code for a protein of 114 amino acids.